ACUGUUUGAAUUCCAUGGUUUACUGAAUCAUGAAGCCUAAACUGUUACGACCAUUUAGUCAAACAGUAGCCAGACAUUCUCUGCAAAUUUUUUUAAACUAUUCCUGCAUACAUCAAUAUGCUAUUUGUAUUGAUGAUGACUCCUCAGCUCUAGAAUCCAAUCACUGUCCUGCAACGCCCACUUUCCAAAACUACAUGCAUUCACCUCAAUAUUUUCACUAUCAUAUCCAGACUAUGUGCAACAGUGGCAAGCUGGAGGAGGCCACUGAAGAAUUAAAGCGGGCUCUGCAUACAUCAUUCGUUCCUAGAAUUUCCACUUGCAAUUUCGUGUUGGGAGCUUUAACCAGGCAUAAAAGGUACGAAUCAGUAUUAAAACUUUACAAAGCAAUAACACUUGCAGCUAUUACUCCUGAUCGCAGUACAUUCAACAUUGUAAUUAAUUGCCACUCUCAGAAUGGUAACAUGAGCUCUGCUAUGAAAAUGUUUGAUCAAAUGAUUGCCCAAAACUGCAAUCCUUCCAAUGUUACGUUCAGCACAAUUAUUAAAGGGUUCAUAAGGGCAGGGAAAUUGAGUCACGCGGUAGAGUUUUUUAACAACAUGUCGAAGAAAAAUCACAUUUUUGAUGUCACUACGUAUAAUAUUAUGAUGGAUGGUAUAUGUAAGACAGGGAAUUUGCAGGAGGCUAUACUUUUGUUUGAACUGAUGAAGAAGAAUGGAUGUGUUCCUGAUAUUUAUAGUUACAAUAUUUUAAUCAAGGGGUUUUGCAAAGGGGGUAUGUUGCAAAAGGCUUUCGAUCUUUUCCAUGAAAUGGAAGCUAAGGGUUUGGAUUCUGAUGUUGUGACAUAUAGUACAUUGUUGGAUGGGCUUAUUAAGGAGAAUAGGCCACAGGAAGCCAUCAGGCUUUUUCAUGAAGGAUUGGAUAAGGGAUUUAAACCAAAUAUUGUUGUCUAUAAUGUUGUGAUCAAUGGGUUUUGCAAGUUGGGGGAAUUUUUGCAAGCCUUGGAGCUUGUUCACAAGAUGCAGGAACAGGGUUGUCGCCCAAAUUUUGUGACCUAUAAUACGAUUAUUGACAGUUUCAGUAAGGAAGGGAAAACGGGGAUGGCAAUGGAUGUUUUCAGUGAGAUGAAAAAUGAAGGUCAAACCCCAAAUAUUGUAACAUACGCUUCACUGAUGGAUGGGUUCUGUAAAGAAGGGAAUAUAGAUGACGCCAUGAGUCUGUUUCAUCACAUGCUGGAUGAGGGCCUUGUUGCUGAUGCUGUUUGUUAUGGUACGCUUAUAGAUGGGCUGUGCAAACUAGGCGACACAGAUGCUGCGAUAGACCUGCUGUCGCUGAUGCUAAAGAAGAAGAUUAUUCCUGAUGUUGUUGUAUAUAGUACAUUGAUUAAUGGUUUUUGCAAAUUAGGGAGGCUUCAGGAGGCUAAGGAUCUCCUGCAAGAAAUGAGAAACAAAAGACUUAAACCAGACCUUAUAACAUACAACACACUAAUGGAUGGAUUAUGCAAAAAAGGAAGGAUGGUAGAAGCAAGAAGACUGUUUCAACAAAUAUUGGAAGAUGGUUUUGUUCCUGACAUUUUUACAUAUAAUAUAUUAAUAAGUGGGCUGUGUAUGCAAGCUAAUUUAGAAGAAGCUAUUAGGUUGUUUAAUAUUAUCCAAGAGAACAACUAUAUUCCCACUGUUGCUACUUAUAACACGCUGCUAGAUGGAUUCAUCAAACAAAAUCAGCCAUGGAAAGCUAGGGAGCUUUUCCAUGACAUGGUGAUAAAGGGUCUUACUCCUAAUGUUAUAACAUAUAAGUUGCUGAUUGAUAGCCUCUGCAGGUAUUGCGGGUACAGAAAAGUAAAUGACACUAGGAGAUGGUUCCAAGAGAUGUUGAAGAAAGGAUGUCAUCCCAAUGUUAUAACAUAUGAAAUGCUAAUUGGUGCAUUCUGCAAGAAAGGAAAUUUAAAAGAGGCCAUGGAACUUUGGGAUGAGAUGUUGCACAUGGGAUUCAGGGCCAAUUUUGACACAUACAACACACUUGUUAAUGCAUUGUGCAAGGCAGACAAGAUGCAGCAAGCCACCAAGCUACUACAUCUAAUGCUUGGGGAAGGCUACAUUCCCGAUCUAAUAUUCUAGUACAUUAAUGGAUGGUGUCUUUUAACUAGGCAAUUUGGAUGGGGCUAUUAAUGUCUUUGAUGAGAUGUUAAAAAAUGGUCACAAAACUGAUUUGGUUGCAUAUACUAAACUCACAGAUGGACUAUGCAGAGCUAGUGAGGCCUUGGACACAAAAUAUGUCCUCCUAGCGAUAUCUGAAAAGAGCCAGAGCCAGAUACUGUACCAAUAAAUAAUCUUGUUCAAAGAAACUCAGGAAUUGAUUUAAUUGAUUCUUAAGGCAGGUUACGUCCUGCUUAUGAAAUGUUUAGUGUUUUCAUGGAUUUAAUGAGAGAAGGUGAUCAACUGCAGACUCCAGAGAAAUCUUAGUCUUUUUCAAGAGAAAUUAGAGAAAUCUUUGAUCCAGACCAAAUAAUGAGUAACACCAUAAUUGUUGGUCAGUUGGUGGUAAGGAUACUGCAAAAAUCCCUCAAGCUGAUCCUCGUAAUGGUGAAAGAGGGCCAAUGCAUCAAUAUUGAUACACAUGCACUAUUAGUUAGGUUCAGCUAUUAAUGUUAGCUGCAGGAAGCCAAAGGGCAUUCUCAUAACAUGUUGAAGGUACAAAACUUUAGAUGCCCAAAGGGAGACCUUUGGCUUACAUGCCACGGCUGAUUGGUAUCUCUUCCAUCAAAUUCAUCUCGAACUUGCACCUGAUCUCAUCCGUUGGGGUAUCUUACAUCCAGACUUGGAUGCGAUUUCAAGAGGUCUACAGGAAGACGGAAACAACCAAUGCACGGCCAUUCAAAAACAAGCUACUAGCAUAUGAUUAUUGCCAAAGACAUGACAAAGACGUUUCAAAGCAUGAAACCAAGAUGACUAGAGAGCAAGCUAGAUACCAGAAGGAAGGCGGACGCAGACAAGGACAAAGCAUCAAUACAAAGUCAACAUCAGGGCUAUUCCAACCAUAGCAGUCAUUCAGGCAAUGACUGGUUUGAUGCAUAGGAGAAGCAGGGUGAAGGAACAGGCUGCAAGCGUUUCGAGGAAACAUUGCAACAAAAGAGGAAAGCUCUCAACAACAUUUCAGCAGGGCUAGAUGGCCCGAAGGGGGAAAUUGCAAUAUCAAGGAUGAAAUUCAAGGGACACGUCAUGAAAAAGAGAAGGGUAAAUCAUAUGGGAGCUCAAUUGCAACUUGGAAUAGUGGAAAAGCAAGAGAAAAAUGAUGUAACGACCUCAUGAUUAGUUUUAAUUGUAGCUAUUUUACUGUCAUGUCCCCUCUUUAGCUCUAUCUAGCAGAGACAUGUGAGUCAGCGUAUUAUGGGGUCUUGUAGGCUGACAGCGAUGGAUAGAGACUCAGUGUGGUUAUACAGUGUCUGGGACUUGGUGUUCUGGCAGUAGUUGAUCAGUUUGGAGCAGUUCCUUAUUUUUAGGAGACAGUUCCUACAUUUAUGGAGGAUAUCCCUACUAUUUAGGAGGUUAUGACCAUACCCAGGGUUGGGUCUCCUUGAGAUUAUUCUUUGGGUUCAGUUUCAGAGGAUUUGGAUUUGUUUCCUAGUUUCUAGGAGCAUCCCUAGAUUUUAGGGGUGAGAUUGCCAGAGGAUCCUUGAUUUCCGACUUCAGUCACAGACAGGUGGCAGGUUGACUUUCUGGUUUGUGGUGUCAUUUGAGCAUUUUGCAGCUAUUUAGGAAAUAUUUUUCCUUGAACAAUGUCAAGAUCAAGGACAAAAAGUAGUCAUCUGUGUGUCUAAGAGUGUUGAUGAUGUGUCAAUAUUGCUAGAUGAUUUUUUAAGGCCCAUGAUGUGUGUUAGGUGUUCAAUUCAUAUAUUUACUACAUGUUCUUAAUGAAUUAAAUUGUGCUUAAACACAACAACACAACAUGUAAUUUAAGCAUUUCAUGCUUCAACACAACUCAUACGCUCAAUCAAAGGGAAAAGAAUUGAGCCCAAAUUUGAGUUUUAUAUUUGCGAGUGUGCUAAUUGCUUCCAUGAUUGCAUUUUCGAUAGAGGGUAGGAAAUGGACAAAUUGAGAGCCAAUUUUAGACUUUGGGAAUGAGUACAGAUGGGAACAAAAAACCAAGAAUAUGUUAUUUGCCAAUUUUUACACAAGAAUCAUCAUUUUUGCACAUUGGUUAUUACAUUAGGGAUUUCAUGGUCUCAUUGAGUCCAACACAAAGGGGAAAAGUACAAGGGAAGCAAUUUUCACCAUUGCUUUUUGUCAACACUAUUACUUGCAUGCAAUUUACUAUGAGAAUGCAUGUGAAAGUACAAUACACACAAUUUAUAGUAAUAGUAAUUAGGCAUCAAAUUAAACAAUGU
This is a messenger RNA of Cryptomeria japonica (Japanese cedar), 4381 nucleotides long. RefSeq names its product pentatricopeptide repeat-containing protein At1g63330. Lineage: Eukaryota; Viridiplantae; Streptophyta; Pinopsida; Cupressales; Cupressaceae. The record is from RefSeq and is a predicted model, not a curated record. The transcript has 6 exons. Bases 30 to 2114 code for a protein of 694 amino acids. Gene Ontology annotation, molecular function: protein binding.